GACGAAAGCAAACAGAGCAGGAGCACGAAUCCAACUCUCUCUCCAUCUCCCUCCUUUCUUUCUCGGCAAGGAAGGAAAAUCGACUUGCAAUUCCCAUUCGAUCAUUCAUCGCCUCGAUAAAAUUCAGUCCAGAUCAUUCAAUCGCGUCGUCGUCGCGGAGAAGAAGAGGGCCUCGGGGAGAUGGAUUUCGAGCUGAGGAGGGCGCGGGAGAAGCUGGAGAAGGAGCAGAAGGAGCGGAAAGCCCUGGCCAAGGCGAGGCUGGAGAGGGAGAGGAAGGCGAAGGGGGAGGCCAGGAAGCAGCGGGAGGCCAUCGAGGCGGUCCAGCGAUCCCGGAGGCUGGACGCUCUCGAAGCGCAGGAAAAGGUGGAGCAGCAAAUGAGUGAGAGUUUGCUGACUGGGAAAGGAAUUUCAUUCUACUGCCUGCUGGAGGCAGUGCCAUUUCAGGGCAGUGGCGAUAAGAUCAAAUUGCCUCCUUCCUGCUUCACUGAAUUGUCUGAUCAAGGUGCCUUUGAUAAGGGGCCUAUGUACUUUCGGCUGGCAGUGGUUCAACAGGGUAAUCCUGUGGAUAUGAAAACUGACAAUGAGGAGAAUGGGGCUUCCCAUUGUGGUGUGUUAGAGUUUACUGCAGAGGAAGGUUCUGUUGGACUUCCCCCUCAUGUAUGGAGUAACAUUUUCCAGUCAGAUUUGCCAGCGACUCCAUUGGUUGAAGUCCGUUAUGUCUGGCUCCCAAAAGGAACUUAUGCAAAACUUCAGCCUGAUGGGAUGGGCUUCUCCGACUUGCCCAAUCACAAGGCUAUUCUUGAAACAAGCCUGCGGCAGCAUGCGACUCUUUCUCAAAAUGAGAUUGUGACUGUAAAUUAUGGUGACGUUAUAUACAGGUUACGUGUACUUGAUUUGAAACCUGCUUCAAGUGUGUCAGUUUUAGAAACUGACAUUGAGGUUGAUAUAGUUGGCCCUGAUUCUAAUCUGGAGGGGACAGAUCAGCGCAGGCUCAUACCCCUGACACCAGGAAAGUCUGAGUCUGGAAUGGUUGACGAAGGCAACUAUGUUUAUUACAAGUUUUCCAUUGAAAAUGAUGUCUGGGAGAAGAUAUCUUCUCAAAAUGCCAUGGUGGAGGUGAAGAUAGAAGCAGAAACAGAUGAGGGAGACACUGAUCUUUACAUAUCCAGGCAUCCCCUUAUAUUCCCGAACCGACAUCAGCAUGAAUGGUCUUCACAUGAUGUGGGUUCAAAGACACUGAUUCUUAGCUUCAAGGAUAAGGGUCUUGGAGCAGGCACUUAUAGCGUUGGUGUCUAUGGCUUCAAGGGAACAAGUAAAUUCCUGGUAUCAGUUACUAUUAAUGAUAAUAUCCAGAGGACAGUGGGUCAACAGGCUGCAUCCUCAUCUUCACCUGCAGAGAUGGAUACUGUGGAGUGUAGAAACUGCAAGCGUUUCAUACCCAGUAGAACUGUAGCACUGCAUGAAGCAUAUUGCAGCAGACAUAACGUAGUUUGUCAGCAUGUGGGUUGUGGAAUAGUUCUAAGAGUUGAGGAGGCUAAGAACCAUGUGCAUUGUGACAAAUGUGGACAAGCGUUUCAGCAAGUAGAAAUGGAGAAGCAUAUGAAAGUGUUCCAUGAGCCAAUCCAAUGUCCUUGUGGAGUUAUCCUGGAAAAGGUGCAAAUGGUGGAGCACCAAACUUCAGUUUGCCCCUUACGCUUGAUCGCGUGUCGUUUCUGCGGGGACAUGGUCCAUGCAGGAGACACUGCAGCGGACCUGAGAGACAAAUUAAGAGGUCUGUGUGAGCAUGAGAGCAUCUGUGGAUCAAGAACUACCCCUUGUGAUUCAUGCGGCCGUUCUGUCAUGUUGAAGGACAUGGACAUACACCAAAUAGCCGUUCACCAAAAGAACUAGAUGAAGAACCUUCUCAAUCUUAUCUGAUCGCCACACUGUAUGAAUCGAUCUAUCUGGGUGUAUCAGCAUACUGCUUUCCCAGAAUUCCUGUGGUUGAGACUGGUGUGAGACGGUGAAUGUGUAUCAUGUGAGAAUGGUUGUGCCUGCAGUGUCGCUCUUUGUACUUGCAUGUGGUAUGCUGCUGCCUGGAAAUGCUUCUCUCGAAAAUUGCAGGGCCGUCUUCAUCCUGAUCAUUGGUGUAUAGUAUGUUUCCCGGGUCAUACGAGAAGGAUUACUCGGAGAGAUCUUAUCUAUUGUAUCUUCUUUCGAUUUCUCAUUGGUUUGGACCGACUGUGUGGAAGGCCUUCAAGUCUAAUUAUUAAAUCUUCUUGUUUAGUCUGAUCUUCAAA
Messenger RNA from Eucalyptus grandis, 2279 nucleotides. RefSeq lists its product as hypothetical. NCBI's taxonomy places the organism in Eukaryota, Viridiplantae, Streptophyta, Magnoliopsida, Myrtales, Myrtaceae. The transcript is spliced from 3 exons. The record is from RefSeq and is a predicted model, not a curated record. Bases 181 to 1890 code for a protein of 569 amino acids. Gene Ontology annotation, cellular component: VCP-NPL4-UFD1 AAA ATPase complex. Gene Ontology annotation, molecular function: polyubiquitin modification-dependent protein binding.